Messenger RNA from Anolis sagrei ordinatus, 2457 nucleotides. It is a transcript of the gene NPTN, whose product is annotated as neuroplastin. Gene Ontology annotation, molecular function: cell-cell adhesion mediator activity. Lineage: Eukaryota; Metazoa; Chordata; Lepidosauria; Squamata; Anolidae. Gene Ontology annotation, biological process: dendrite self-avoidance; axon guidance; homophilic cell-cell adhesion. Gene Ontology annotation, cellular component: plasma membrane; axon. The record is from RefSeq and is a predicted model, not a curated record.
GAGAGGUGGGGGCGCAGUUCUCGCGAGGCUCCGGCGCUGCGGUAGAACAGCCCUGAGGGGGAGAGCGGGCGCCUCUCUUUCCUUGGCUCCUCGCCUUCCUCCUUCUUCCCCGGCGUCGUCCGUUCCAGCCUCCCGAUGAUGAUGAUGCAGCGGCGGCGAUGCGGGCCGCUCCCGGCGGCUCUCUCCUUCCUCUUGGCGACGGCAGGCAGCCUUUUCCCGACGCCGACCGGCGCCCAGAACGCUGGGUUUGUCAAGUCGCCCAUGUCAGAAACUAAACUCACGGGGGACGCCUUUGAGCUGUACUGUGACGUGGUUGGGAACCCCACUCCAGAGAUCCAGUGGUGGUAUGCUGAAGUCAACCGGGCUGAAUCUUUCAAACAGCUAUGGGAUGGUGCUCGAAAGCGCCGUGUCAGCAUUAACACUGCCUACGGGGUGAAUGGCGUGAGCGUGCUGAGAAUUACUCGCCUUACCUUGGAAGACUCUGGGACUUACGAGUGCAGGGCAAGCAACGAUCCCAGAAGGAAUGACUUGAGGCAAAAUCCUGCCAUAACGUGGAUACGAGCCCAGGCUACCAUAAGCGUCCUUCAGAAGCCCAGGAUCAAUGCCAGUAAUGACGUGACCAUUAAUACCGAAGUUUCCCCUCCACCUCCACAACCGAUCAUACUACAGUGCAACCUCACUGCGAGUACCACCUCUGACGUUUACAGCUACUGGGCAAAAAAUGGUGAAGAGAUUGCAUACACUAGGAAGCCUGUAAACAACACAGAAUACAGUAUUGUAAAGCCCAGAAUAGAUGAUUCCGGGGAGUAUUCGUGUGUGUUCGUAUUCGAUGGCUCCCCUUCAGUAAAUGCCACUAUUGAAGUGAAAGCUAUUCCUGACAUUAUUGGGCACAAACGAAGUGAGAACAAGAACGAAGGUCAAGAGGCGCUGAUGUAUUGCAAAUCUGCAGGUUUCCCGCACCCUGAAUGGAUGUGGUAUAAGAAGAUAAAUGAUGUUUCUGUGGCGAUUGAUAACAGUUCUGGUCGUUUCUUUAUCAACAAUAAACACAACUAUAGCGAACUGAUCAUUGUGAACCUCCAAAUCAAUGAGGAUCCGGGCCAGUAUGAAUGCAACGCAACCAACUCAGUCGGCAAUGCGACAGCAAUUACAAUCUUGCGCGUUCGCAGCCACUUGGCUCCUUUGUGGCCCUUCCUGGGGAUUCUGGCAGAGAUCAUUAUUCUCGUUGUUAUAAUUGUGGUUUACGAGAAGAGAAAGCGGCCUGACGAGGUGCCUGAUGAUGAUGAACCAGCUGGACCAAUGAAAACCAACUCCACAAACAACCACAAAGACAAAAAUCUACGUCAGAGAAACACAAAUUGAAAGUAUUGCUUAUAGCUUUAACUUUGAGAGACUGAUGCAACUUCGUCUGCUGAACUGAACAAUUGGAAUGGUUGGUUUCCACACUCCAGUCCUAUCUCUGAUGUUUUGGGUUUCUCUCUUUUUUCUUUUCUUUCAAGUGAGCAACAAUGACUGUCUAAAGCAUGCCUUAUUUAGCCUCUCCUGUAAGGAUGACCUAGCUGAUACAUUUACUAAUGCUUCAGUAUAGAGGGUGUAAACUAUUUUGGGCUUGAUGUGCUGUGAAUGUUGCUUUUUCCCCCUUUGAGAAUAUUAAGUAUUAUCGGUAAGAGAAAAAAAAAUUCCAAUCAUGCAUGCAGCAUUUUUUACCUUCCAUGUAGCUGUUUAACAAUUAGCAAAGCUCUAAGAUGCACUGCUGCCAUCUAGUGAUACCUUUUGUAAAGUACAGCGAAACCUAAAAUAUAUACAGUAUAUAUUUAUAUUUUGGGGGAGGGGAAACCAAACUACAGUAAAUGUUUGAUUUUUAAGCUGCUAAAUUCAUUCCUUGUAUUGUAUGUCUGAGAGCCGAGAGAAUUAUAUCCAGUACAUAAGAAGAGUAAUAUAAAUUGAACUUUAUCCUAAGGGCUUAAUCUGUAUAGAAAGACUUAAAUAUUCUAUGAUCAAAGGCUGCAAGAGCUGGAAUAGUCCAAUAGGAGGUGAUGAACUGCAGUAAAAUACUUUAGUUUAUAAAUAUUAUGAUUGCUUUUUAAGUGACUAUAUAUUUUUUUGUUACAUCAUGUAAAUUUCUCAUCCUUUUGCACUGAUGUGUUCACAUUCUUGUACAUUCAAUCAAGUCAGAAUUUUAUAUUAUUUUUUUCUUUUCUUUUUUUCUUUUUGUUUUAAAAGAUGUUGAAAUGUCAAAGCAUGGUGAUACUCUAUGCAACCGGUUUGUUUCAGUUUGAUCAUUAAGUCUAUCAUGUUGAUUUACAGACGUGAUUGUAGAAUCACAGACUUAGCAGGAUUCUUAAACCAUGGCAUACCUGUAGAUGCAUGACCUUGUAGCGUGUCGUUGAAGUGCAAUGAUGUGGAUUAAAAAAAAAGUGGACUCACCUGUUUUUAAAAAUAAAACACUGGUAAAAGCUC